UUUCGCCCCCAUUCCUCGUAAUUCAAAAUGGCGUCUGCGUUCGCUGUUUAUCUCGGAUAUCUUCGAGCCCAGAUAAGACCAAUGUGACGUAAAACAACUUUAUUAAACACGAGUGACCGAUAACGAGUGUUCCAUGCCAAAAAACAGGAAAAGAGCAAAAGUGCAGUCGUCCAUUUACCCUUCUCCAAUGUAGAAUAAUCAAGAAUUCAAGAUCCGGGUUACGACGAAAACAAUAAUUCAAUUACCGCAGGUUGGCAACUCUGUGAAUCAAUACUAGGUUAUGUUUAUGUUAGCCGAACGAAAUUGUAAAUAUUUCGGGCGAUUUCACCAAUUUCCUUUCACAUUUUCGGUCAGUGAGGUCGGUCAAAGUUUGGUUGGAAUCCGGACUUAGACACACCAAGUGGGGUGGAAUUGGAGUUUUCGGUGGCUUGUUAGGUAAGAGAGUACUUAAUUAGUACUACCAGAGAUGGAUUUGUGUAAAGAAAUAUCCGUUUUGGACUAUUGUGGGCCAUCUGUCACUUAUACGCGAAAUUUCACUCCGAACGUCCACACUUGUCAAAUAUGUCCGUACUUCACUACGUCGUUUCCGCUUAUGAUUGACCACGUUCGCCGCCACUCUGCUCCAUUUUUACCGUUUACGUGCGACAGCGCGAAAGUGGAACCUUAUGACUGUAAAUAUUGUGGUUAUCGGACGGAUUUGACCCUUUUUUACAAAGCGCACCUCAAGGAAUGUCAUGGUAUUAAACGGGAAAUCGGUGAAGACAUACCAAACCAAGAACUCACAAUCUACAACUACAUUUGUAAAAAAUGCAACUUCGAUACACACUUUUCGUUGAAAUGGUUCCAACACAGCUUGGCUUGUGGAAGGAACCGAAAACACCCCCAAAUAAAAGCCACCACCAUGCAUGAAGAAAAAAACGACUUUAUUUUAUACGAGUGUGAUCAGUGUGACCGCAAGUACAAAUCUAAAUAUAAUUUAAAAACACACAAAAUGGUCAAGCAUUCCAGUGACCACGAAAUCCGUUGGUACCACUGCGCGGAAUGUUCGUACAAAACCACGAGAAGAUGGUAUUUGACAGUUCACAUAAAUUGUUGGCAUAUGGAUGUGCAAAGCAUUAAAUGGUUCGAAUGUAAAAAGUGUCCAUUCAAAGCUAAACGAAGUCUAGCUUUGUAUAAACACAUAAAUUCGCAGCACAAAGAUCCGCGCGAAAUAAAAUGGUACGAAUGUCAGAAGUGCCCGUUUAAAACCAAAUAUAACGAUAAUUUGAAGCAGCACAUAAUUGCGCGGCACUUGGACGCUCAGGAUAUUAAGUGGUUCAGAUGUGAGAAGUGUCCGCACAAAACCAAAACGAACUACGAGUUGAAAAUGCACAUAAAUGCGCAUCAUUUGAACGAGGAGGAUAUUAAGUGGCUUAGAUGUGACAAGUGUCCGUAUAAAGCUAAAAAGAAAUAUCAUUUGAAGAGUCACAUAAAUUCGCAGCAUUGGGACGAACGAAAUAUCAAGUGGUAUGAAUGCGAAAAGUGUUUGUACAAGAGUAUGUACAGGUUGAAUUUGAAGAAUCAUAUGGAUGAGUAUCAUGUGAAUGAUUAAAUGUGUUUGUUAACAUUUUAAAUGUUCUGAUUAUUCUUAACAUAGUUAGAAGAUUAAGCUUUAAGACGUUUUAUUUGUAGAUUGUUUGUGUUUCGUGUUUAAGGUUCUUGUUUUUUUUUUUUUUUUUUUUAAUGGAACGAUAAAUUAUAAAAACCCAGGAGUUUAUUUUUAAGAUUUUAUUACGUAAAUUGUGACUUGCCAUGCAAUUUAAACAUAGCUUAGUAUAUUUUGCCUAUUUAUUCUAUUGGUAUUGUUUAUGUACAAAACACUAAAGUAAGUAGUUUCACACUCAGGUAUAGUGAUUUGAAAUAUAGCAUAGUUUCGACUUUGUAAAUAUUACUAAUUAUUAUUAGACAAUGAGAAAAUCACGAUUGUUAAUCCAUGUUUUUGUCUAUAAUUCCGGUUUUACUGAUUCAGAUUUUUUAGCGUGUCUAUUGACUAUAAGUUUUUUAAGAGUGUAUAAAGAUUUUUGUAUACAGCCUGUUAUUGAAAGGUACGUACAAAAUAAAAUCGGCAAUUGGUCUCGAAGUAUGGGUGCUAAAAGUUAAAAAAAGUUCAGGUAAAAGUGUUCUCCUUUUAGAGAUAAAAAUUAUUAAAAUUUAUGUCCAAAUUCGUUGUACGCCUCUGACAAAAAGAUUAUCUUUCGUUUCUAUAGCAACAUUUAGUCUUGACAAAAGUUUUAUUGUUACAGUUGCUAGGAUUUACUAAAAUAAAUUAAUUUUACCUAUUUAUCCUUCAGUAGCGUCUAAAAAGUUUGGAUAAGGGUUAAUUUCCCCCUUAUAAUUUUGAUAACACAAAAUAAGUUUUUCCGACUUCUUAGACUUCACGAAGAACUGUCCAUUUUGUUGUACGUACCUUUCAAUAACACCCGGUAUUUAGAACAUCCACGAAAUAUGUUCAUAGCAAUAGUAAUAUUGUGUUCCACGUUGUUUGUAGAUUAUAUAUUAAUACUACGUAUUUUAAAUAAAUAAUUAUUACAACC
Zophobas morio is the source of this 2573-nucleotide messenger RNA. RefSeq names its product zinc finger X-chromosomal protein-like. The transcript is spliced from 2 exons. Lineage: Eukaryota; Metazoa; Arthropoda; Insecta; Coleoptera; Tenebrionidae. Gene Ontology annotation, biological process: regulation of transcription by RNA polymerase II. Gene Ontology annotation, molecular function: RNA polymerase II transcription regulatory region sequence-specific DNA binding; DNA-binding transcription factor activity, RNA polymerase II-specific. The record is from RefSeq and is a predicted model, not a curated record. The coding region runs from base 467 to 1591 and encodes 374 amino acids.